Messenger RNA from Zychaea mexicana, 1924 nucleotides. RefSeq lists its product as uncharacterized. The record is from RefSeq and is a predicted model, not a curated record. NCBI's taxonomy places the organism in Eukaryota, Fungi, Mucoromycota, Mucoromycetes, Mucorales, Lichtheimiaceae. The transcript is spliced from 8 exons. Gene Ontology annotation, molecular function: metal ion binding; ubiquitin protein ligase activity. Gene Ontology annotation, biological process: protein ubiquitination. The coding region runs from base 267 to 1592 and encodes 441 amino acids.
UUACACGUUGUUCUCGUAUAGUGUGUUCCGACUUCGUUUCAAGUAGGAAGAUGAGGUUGAUAAAGAUGAAUGAACUUAUCUGUGGUCAAGGUCGAUCAAGCUCAAAACGAAACAUCGUCUUGGGUCAGUGAAGAAAUCUCUAAUGGAUCGGAAGGACAUUUUAUUAUCUCUCCAAGUCGGUAAAAGAGCUGUUUCAUCGUUCGUGUUUACAAUCAUCAGUGUAACGAGAAUCGCUAUCGGGACUCAUAACGUACGCAGUGAAACAAAUGCACAUCCCAGUAAUUAAUUUUUUAACGUCGAUCCCAGCUGCUACUGGCUGCGGAUCCGCUGAUGCCGCUCAUGUCGAAAAAUCGCUCGACCUGCCACGCAGUAAGAAACGGUCAAAAAAUCUUGCUAGGGAGCUUCAGUUCCUCGUUGACAACAACGGCAAACGAGCCAAACGUGAUCAACCAAAGUGUCCCAUAUGCCAAGUACGAAUCGAUCCUGCACAGUGGGACGAACAUUAUAAACUUGAAUUGUCACGGCUUGAAAAAGUCCAGUCCGAUGCAUAUGAAGAUCCCUUGGACAAAAGCAAAGGAAAGAGACGUGGUGCCGCAGUUGUAGCUAGACAACAGAUGGAGCGAUCAAGUGGGCGAAAGAAAACCCUUUCAGUAUACGAAGAAGCUUUGGAAAAAAUCCAGAAAAAUCGAAACCACCGUAAAGAAGCUCUACGACGAAUAGACGGUAGUCAGGAUCAGCAUCCGUCAGACACACUAAUACAAGACGACCAUUCAUUGGCACUAAGUCAAGCAUUACUAGAAGGUGGCGACGAUGUUCAAACAUGCUUCAUCUGCAACGAAACGCUUCAUGGCGAUUUGGAAGCAAUUAAUCUCCAUAUCGACAGUUGCCUAGCCAACAUGAAUAGCACCGGCUCAUCAGCUACAACGCCAGAUGUCACAGAGCCAAGCGGUGGUAGUGGCAGCAAUUCAUGGGACGAGUAUGAAUGGGCAGGGCAGACACGUGUCCGAGCAACAGCCAUGAUGGAUGGAGGCUACGGUGGCGCAGGUUUCGCCACGACGAGCAAACGAGAAGAGGACGAAGAUGUAGACGAAGACCUGGAUGUAGAAGAUGAUGAUGCAGACCAGUAUGGACAGACACAAUACACAGAGCGAGAUAUUUAUGCCACCGACGAAACCGAGGACGUAUCUGCAUUACGCGAAAUGGUUUCUGGCGGUGGAGGCUCCGGUAGCAGUGCACGGCAGACGACACCUUCUGUGGAUUCUCCACGCAGUGGAUUUGAAGAAACGGUAUCAGAUGAAGGCUGGCAGCGCUCAAUUCUGUCGUCUAGUGAGCAACAUCAAGUGCCAGGAUCUGGUCACUCUCGGUUGGUCAUUGAAUCGCUAAAAUCCCGUAUUCAUCAACUGGAAGUCGUCUCACGCUCGGCACCUCGUUGUCUAAUUUGUUUGGAGCCCUACAAAACACCUCUCACGUCCAUUGUAUGUUGGCAUGUUCACUGUGAACAAUGUUGGCUUCAAACGCUUGGUUCCAAAAAGCUUUGCCCUCAAUGUCAAAAGAUUACCACACCCGCCGAUUUAAGGCGCAUUUACCUGUAAAAUCCUUCCGCCAUCCAUAUCGCAUCAUCUCAUCUUCUAUCUCUCUAUCACAUCACCUCUUUCUUUCCGACCACCAUUCUCAUCUUAUAUACUGCACUUGUAUUUACUUCUUUCCGCUUGUAAUAUAAAACCAUAUUUCUCUUUAUGUUAAAAUGAUGUGUAGUGUGUAAUUACUUUGUGAAGUUGCUCAUCCACCACUACUACUGUUGGUGCUGGUGCUGGUGCUGCUGAGAUGAUGAUGAUGAUGCUGAACCAUAAAGGGGCAUAGGUUCUAAUGGACGUAUGUACUAUAUAGCUAGCUUUACACAUCGACAGCUUUUGAUAUAAUGUGC